Messenger RNA from Python bivittatus (Burmese python), 4512 nucleotides. RefSeq names its product protein phosphatase 1 regulatory subunit 3G (gene PPP1R3G). Gene Ontology annotation, molecular function: glycogen binding; protein phosphatase 1 binding. The record is from RefSeq and is a predicted model, not a curated record. Lineage: Eukaryota; Metazoa; Chordata; Lepidosauria; Squamata; Pythonidae. Gene Ontology annotation, biological process: regulation of glycogen biosynthetic process. Gene Ontology annotation, cellular component: protein phosphatase type 1 complex.
CCGCUCCAGGUCGCGCUCCAGCUUGCGCCGCAGUUCGAGGGGGCGGAGGAGCAAGCCGGCGCCGAACGGCUGCGGCGGGACCGCGUCUGCCUGGAGGAGGCGGCGGGGACGGCGCUGGCCGGGGUGCCCACGGACGUGCGUGGCGUGGUGCGGGUGCUGAGUUGCCCCGGCUCCAAGGAGGUGACGGUGCGCUACACCUUCAACGAGUGGCUUUCUUUCCUGGACGUCCCCGCCCUGCCGCUCCCCGACGGGGACCCUUCGGAUGUCUCCGCUCCGGUCGAGCGUUACCAGUUCGCGCUCUGCCUUCCUCCUGGUUUGCCAGACGGGACGGCCGUGCAUUUCGCUAUCUGCUACCGAAGCCAACAAGGGGAGCAUUGGGACAACAACGGCGGGGCCAACUAUACCCUCCGCGAUUGCAGCUCCGAGAAGUCCGCAGCUUCCCUGUGAUGAGACUCGGGAGGCGGUGGCGACCGCGAUCUGGGAGCAAGCCAGCUCUUGUGAGAGCCUGCAAUUGCUCCAGAAACCAGCCUAAUUUACCUUGCAUCACAGUCUUCCGGAGUCCUACAGCACAGCAUCCUAAGGGUAGAACCGCCCACGGCUUGCCUGCGCCCCUUUCUUUCUUCUAGCGGCCCAAGCUUUGGAGAUAGCGAGCCGUACCUUCGCACUUUAGCCUUGGUGCCGCCAACCUCGCAAGCCAUGCGGGCUUGAAGCUGGAUCCGAACUGGCAGCCCGAUGGGAGAAUCGUGGUCGGGCUUAGGAGAGAGAAGCGUGCGUCUUAGAAAAGUAGAGUUUAUUGUUACAAGAAUCCUGAAUGUUUUAGCACUUUUGGGCAGGAAAAGAGAAUGCUUCUAAUAGGAAGACUCUCAUUGGAUAGGAGAUCUGGUGAGGUCUCCUUUGUAGCAUGCGUGUAUGAGUGAGUGGGAAUAUAUCCGCUUUUCUGCAUGAAAAGGAGAGAAUGAACUGCCAUAGGAUUGGAACUUUGUCCCCUUCAAAGCCAUCUGUGAUUUGGGCUACACCUUCCUGUUUUAGGCAGUGACUUCUAAAAAGCCUAGAAGAAUGCCGCACAAAUUCAGGAUGCUUCUCUGGGAAAUGGAUAAAUAGAGCUAUGAAGAAUAUGGGUUUGUCUGUUUGAAUGGGGUCUUCCCCUCCCACUUGACUAUUGUGCCUUAGAACAAAGCUUCUUUAUAAUUGCAGCUGUGAAAUUAUAAUGUUAUGUUUGCAAUGUAUCAUUCUCUAAGGGAUGACUACUCACUCAUUUUUACUGUAAGCGAUGGAGAGGUAUGUUGGAAACUACUUACUUACAAGGUUACUUACAAAUCUUAGCAGGAAUUGAUCAGGUCUUGAAGAAAUGAUGCUUGGUUUGCAUUGAAAAUUUUGAUCUCUGCUUCAGUUUUCCAGGAAUCACAUGUCACAUAAGAACAAUACAUAUGAUAUUUUGGGAUCUGUAUAAGGUAUGAACUAAGUAUGUGUGCGAACUCAAAUUUGGAUGAUAUAGCCAUUUAUUUGUAGCUUGCCUCUUGUCUAGAGGGUGACCAAAGGAAGAGGGAGGUAUAGCAGAAAUUUCCUAUCUAACUGCAUGUUUCAUUUUUCCCCAUUGAAAUGUCCUCGUUUACAAAAUUAUUACAAGUAAACAAUAUCUACCUUCUUGGGUCUUUGGCUGUUACAUGAGCUAGCCAUGAGUAGUGAGAAGCACAAUUAAUACUUUCUGAAUUGACUGCUUUGUUCUUUAAAAAGCAGAUUCUGUAUACCCGAACCAUCCCAUGUUGGAGCUUGAAGAGUUCUCUGGCAAUAGUGGAUGGAGCACAAAACAUUUUAUCUCCCAUAAUGUGAUGUGUUUCACUUCAUGUAGAUUUUCUGCCACAAAUGACUUAUUAAAUUAGCUGUAACUUUACCAUAAUUCAACCUCCCUGGGCAGCUGUUAUGAAGUGCAAUAAUUCUGGAAGAUUUGCUGCUGACUUCAAUUCUGAAGAAACAGUUCAGUAAACUAUUGAUUAGUUAAUUAGUUUCUUCCAGAUUUCAUCAACCUAAGAGAUCUAAAAGGCCUAUUUAGCAAUCAGGUUGUAUUAAGGUCUCCUUAAUAUCAUUCCCUUCAUAUGUAACUUAGAACAAAUAGAUUAUUUGCCUUUCAAGGGUAAAACUGCAGAUGUAUACGAUCAUGUUCUGCAUUUUAGAUGUGUUGGAUUUCAAUUUACAGAAUCGCUUGCAGGUAGAGUCUACAGCUAGGAAUUCAGAAUAUUGAAAUCUAAUGCAUAUGAAGAGUCCCAGUUAGAAAAGGCUAGGGUAUGCUUCCAAAAAUACUGUUCUAAACAUGGAAUGCUGGGAUCUUUUUUAAUUAGCAUUCUGAGCUUUGGGAGAAAAAUGCAAACCCUGGGACUUGUAAGAGAUAUGAGUGAUACUUUGGUAGUAUGAAUUAACUGAUUUUAUCUUAUGAGUGUUGUGUGACAGAAAAAUACUGUAUAGUUAAAUGCCAUAGCUAUUUAACAAGAGAGUGAAGGGGGAUAGAAGAUAAACCUUUUAAACUAUGCAUGGUUAUUCAUGUUUUGCAGCUGUAGUGUGUUGUGAUUACAUCUUUUGUUAGGAAGACCUCAUAGUGUAUGUUUUUUAAGGAGAUGGGAAUACCUAAGAUUUUUUAACAAAAUGCUUGCCAGUUGUUCACAGCUGAUGCCAUAAUACCGGAAGAUGUGUAAACAUGAGUCUAGGUGCCUUGGCCAGGCAUGGCUUCCAAACAGGCAUAUUGCAUGUUUGCAGAUUGGGGGGGGGGGGGUCCCCUUCAUAUUCUAUAGCAUUCCUGUAAAGGAGAUAGAACAAGCAUUUAUUUUUGUUGUGUGUACAGUAGUCCUGAGUUUUCUGGCUGCUUGCUGAUCCACAGGUAUUUAGAACAUAAUCAUUAUGAACAAUAUACCUUUCUUUUUAAAGUUGUUUUAAAAUUCAUGGUGCUCCUAAUAACUUUUGUUUAAAGCACAGACUGACAGAAUUAUAUAUUAAUCUUGGACUCAGCAGAUGAAUAAUGGGACGAAGGUUAGACUGUAAUUGAAAUUUAUAUGCUGCAAGCCAGGAUCGCAAGAGGCACACUGACUUGUAGCAUUUUAAUUUUUAAAAAACGAUUGUUUCUUGCAACUGAAAUAAUACAUUUAUUAGUUCAGUAUGCAGAAAAAAUUUGUUAUAGUCACUUUAAAAAGAUGCUGUAUUAUAAAUGCACAAACUUCUGUAGGGUUUAUUAUUUUUUCUUCAAUAUGGUUGCCAAAAUGUUUUAAAUAAAUGUUGCAACUGAAAAAGUUGAAAAACUGAAAAAACCUAUUCCUUUUGGAAUAGAAAAAACUUGAUACUGUGCCACAGAGUCAGUAGUGAGUCAUAACUAAUUUCCAACAUAAACUUUGUUGCCACUACUGCCUUAAGUGGUAAGAUCCUAUUAUUUUAAGAAGAGAAGCUAGUUUGUAUCUUCCCUGAAAUAAUCAUACAUGUCAGUAGGAUAGCAGAAGAUAGGUGGAAAUAUGUGGCAGAAUAAAACUUAAUAUCUAAGUUUUGAAUAGGCACUUUGGGAAAUGUAAAAUAGAGCAGAGCUUGAUUUCUUACCAGUUCAAAUGUACAAACAGAGUCAUUUUCUCUUUUUAAAUUUUUCCCCAGAUUUGAAAACAGGUAUUCAGAGAGAUGAAUAGAUAUUAUGGCAAGUAUGUUUAAGCUGUAUGGUAUCUAAACAAGAUCAUUCACAGCAGGAGAUGGAAAAAAUUGACAAAACACCGUGUGCCUUUUUAGCAAAAGCCAGUAAGAACUGGUUUUGCCAGAAUGUAGAAAACAUCUCUCCUGGGCAGUCUUGAUGAAAAAAUAUUCAGAGGAUAUGAACAGAUUGCCUUGAGAUCUUUGGUUUGAAAUAUGUUAAAUCUAUGAACUAUGUUCAGUGGGUAAAUGAUUCUAUCCUCCUGUCCGAACAAUGCCAAACAUGCUUCUAGUGCCUUUAUGGAGGCAAAUGGGGAGAGGAUAUUGGACUGGGUAAGAGUUUCUUUAAAUAUGCACUGGAGAUACACUAAGCAAUUAUUGUCAACCUUUAAAAAAAUAAAAUGCCUUUCCAUAUCAAUAAAUGAUAUUCCUGUCUGCUACACAUGACAAUUCUUGCCUUUGGUGUAAUGCUUUGUGUGGGUGUGUGUGUUUUGUGUCUUAACCAAGCCUCUGUAAAUGUGACAAAACUAUUGCAAAGGAGAGGCAGGGGAUUUCAGGCAGUCUUGAUAUUAUAUUGGAUUGGCAAGAUUGCAUUGUUUCUUAAAGCUCAUAUGGCGUCAAUAAUGGCAAAGGCUGUGUCUGCUUUUAUUCAUUGUGUUUAAAUUAUUGAAAAAUUGAUUUUAUGUGAAAGAGAUUAAUUCUCUGAUGGGCUUUGAAGCUGAGACAGAGAAUACAUAAAACGACAGAAGUUGAAAUUUUUCAGUAUGUAACCAGCUUUGGUUGUUCUAUGAAGCUGAACUGGCUAGUACUUGGAUGGGAGACUCAGGAAAUCCCAGGAUUAUGGGCCACACUGGGAAG